AUGUCAAAGGGUAAAGAACCUUUUAAUUACGGUAGUAUCAGUGGUGUUAACUAUGGAGCGAAGCUAGCUCCUCCGGCCAAGAAACUAAAAGCAUUUGGCGAGCUCUUAGGGGACGAUUGGGAUGAUGGUGUAAACGACAAUGUUCGUAAGAUAACAGUAGCGUACGAUGAAUUAGGUGUGAAAUCCAUCAAGUUUGAGUACACAUACGAAACGAAUAUUGUAGUCGGAGACGAUCACGGGUACAUGGCAAAAGAUGACAAGAAAAAAGAGUUCGAGCUCAAUUUUAAAAAAGAAUACAUCAUAUCCGUUGAAGGAAACUACGGUAAAAAGUUACCACCUUCUGGACCCGUGCGUGAUACGAUAGAAGCAUUAAGAAACGAGUAUAUGACGAUGCUUAAGUUCGAGACAAACAUUGCAACAUAUACGGUGCCGCCGGAAAUCGAUCAUAAACGCGGUUAUCAGUAUGUGGUCACACCGUUCAAGUUAAUAUGGGAAGGUCACAAGAUUGUUGGCUUCUAUGGCAAGUCUACAACUAGGAUUCAACGAAUUGGUGUUUAUGUCAAGCCAAUCGGUGAUGCUUAA
This is a messenger RNA of Arabis nemorensis, 582 nucleotides long. The record is from the annotation of a GenBank genome assembly. Lineage: Eukaryota; Viridiplantae; Streptophyta; Magnoliopsida; Brassicales; Brassicaceae.